GCCCUUUAAUAGUUCGUCCGCACUCAAUAAUUAUGAGGAUAGGCCAGUUCGGAUCGAGGUAACAAGCAAUAUUAUCGUGUGUCUAGUUGUCGUGUUAUCUUGUGCUUACUAUGAUUUAUUUAUUUUUGUUUGGAAUUCUUAUAAUAUUUUUAUAUUAUUAUGGAACAAGAACAUUUGAUUAUUGGGAGAAAAAGGGAGUUAAACACGAAAAACCAGUGCCAUUCGCAGGAAAUAAUCUUAGACAAUUCUUGCAAAAAGCAAGUAUGGCAAUGAUGGCUACAGAAACAUACAAAAAAUACCCUAAUGAGAGAGUCGUGGGAUUCUAUAAAGGCACUAGUCCAGAAUUGGUCAUAAGAGAUCCAGAAUUGGCGAAACGCAUAUUGGUUACAGACUUUCAACAUUUUUACGCGAGAGGUUUUAAUCCCCACAAGACCGUUAUAGAGCCACUAAUGAAAAAUAUUUUUUUCGCUGACGGAGACCUUUGGCGGCUAGUAAGACACAGAUUUACCCCUGCUUUUAGCACAGGUAAACUUAAGGCAAUGUUUCCUCUUAUUACAAAGAGAGCAGAAAAGCUCCAACUUAUUACUGAACAAAUUAUUAAUAGAGAUUAUUACGACGCUCGUGAAUUAAUGGCGAGAUACACGACAGAUUUUAUAGGUGAAUGUGGUUUCGGUAUUAACAUGGACUCAUUAAGUGAUGAAAACUCUCAAUUCAGAAGACUCGGUAAAAGAAUUUUUCAUAGAAAUUUUAGAGAUGCUUUCGUUGCUGCACUUAAAUUGAUAUUCCCUGAAUUAUUUAAGCAUUGGAGAUUUUUAGAUCUUGAAUUAGAAACUAAUAUGUUGCACUUAUUUAGAUCUGUUGCAAAAGAAAGAAAUUAUAAACCUUCAGGAAGAAAUGACUUUAUCGAUUUAAUGUUAGAACUAAAGGAAAAGGGUGAUUUGACUGGAGAAUCUAUUGAGAAGAAAAAACCAAAUGGGGAUCCUGAAAUUGUGACAAUAGAGUUGAGUGAAUUGUUGAUGACAGCCCAAAUGUUUGUGUUCUUUGGUGCUGGCUUCGAAACUUCAUCUACUGCUUCUAGUUAUACAUUGCAUCAAUUAGCUUUCAAUCCAGAUUGCCAAGAAAAAGUUCAAAACGAAAUCGAUAUGGUAUUAGAAAAAUACAACAACGUUAUAACUUAUGAGGCUGUCAAAGAAAUGAAUUAUUUAGAAAUGGUAUUCUACGAGGCCAUGAGAAUGUAUCCCUCAGUCGCAUAUUUGAUAAGGAUGUGCACGUCUCAGGAAUACACUUUCCCAGAAAUUGAUUUGACAAUAGACAAAGAUGUGAAAGUUGUGAUCCCUAUCCAAGCAAUACAUAUGGACGAAAAGUAUUUCCGAGAACCAAGGAAGUUUGAUCCCGAAAGAUUUAGUUUUGGUGCCAAAGAAGACAUUAAGAAUUUUGUAUUUUUACCUUUUGGAGAAGGGCCCAGAGCUUGUGUCGGAGCGAGAUUAGGACAGAUGCAAUCAAUGGCUGGCAUAGCGGCCGUUCUUCAGAAAUAUACGGUAGAACCAGCUGGCUGUAGUGUACGGAACCCACCACCGGAUCCCGCCGGAAUCGUAUCAGAGGGUUUCGUAGGCGGAUUGCCUCUAAAAUUCAAGAGACGUAGUCCACCAAACUUAUGGGUUAUCGACUAACCCCAAAUGAGAUCCCCCUAUCGAAAAUGGGUAGAAAUGCUUCGACAAUGAUUGUAUAAUAUUUGAUAAGUAGUAUUAUUUUUUUUUUAUUAUUUAGAUUGUUAAUGUCUUAGAUUAUAAAUGUUUGUUUAGCAUAUUACUGUUGGUAUUUGUUCAAUUUACCCAGUUACUCAAUGCUCACUAAUAAAAGUUAAAAAGUUAUAGGUUUGAUACUGUCAUUUACAUCAAAAAUGAGUUAUGCUUCUUAGUACCAAUAUAAUAGUUAAUAGCACCAUUAACUCUACAGAAGGUCGGAUUUCUAUAAAAGACUUUAAUUUAACCCUAACUAAACAGUAAUGUUUCAAAUUGAUUGCAAAAAUAUGUCCAUGAGACAUGUAGUAAAUUAAUAGCUUAAGUAUUUGAUUAGAACAUAAAACGGGUUAUUUAAUAAGACCGGUUAUACAAAUAUUAAAAUUGAUUUUGAUAGCAGUAUCACCUGGAGUGCUGCGUAUGUUUAAUAAAAAAACUUAGUCGGAGAUUUUUGUAACACCAAACUUACCAUUGCAAUAUCCAACAGAUUGAUGCCAGGAUCUCCUUUUUCUCCUUUAGGCCCGGAGGGUCCAGGUGUUCCAGGUGGCCCUAAAGUUCCAGGGCGGCCCUGAAAUGUAACUUUUGUUGAAAAUUAUUUAAAGUAAAUAAACAAGUUUACGGUACUUAUGAUAUGUUAAUAGAAGCUAUUACGGAUACGAAUAGAUAUACAGAAAAUUAUAAUUGGAAAGAAUAUUUUAUAUUGACUUACAAAUUACUUUCAAUAAAUU
Diatraea saccharalis (sugarcane borer) is the source of this 2467-nucleotide messenger RNA. Lineage: Eukaryota; Metazoa; Arthropoda; Insecta; Lepidoptera; Crambidae. The record is from the annotation of a GenBank genome assembly.